Molecule: messenger RNA, 672 nt
Organism: Nicotiana attenuata
Lineage: Eukaryota; Viridiplantae; Streptophyta; Magnoliopsida; Solanales; Solanaceae
Product: RNA-directed DNA polymerase homolog
Exons: 3
Coding region: 1-672 (223 amino acids)
Source: RefSeq, a predicted model, not a curated record
AUGUGCAUUGACUACCGCCAGUUGAACAAGGUCACUAUCAAGAACAAGUACCCUUUGCCGCGCAUUGAUAAUUUGUUCGACCAGUUGCAGGGUGCCAGGGUGUUUUGUAAGAUCGACUUGAGAUCAGGGUAUCAUCAGCUGAGGAUUCGGGACUCAGAUGUCCAGAAGACUGCCUUCCGUACUAGAUAUGGCCAUUAUGAAUUCCUGGUGAUGUCCUUCGGCUUGACUAAUGACCCAGCAGCGUUUAUGGACUUAAUGAACAGGGUGUUUAGGCCUUAUAUUGAUUCCUUUGUUAUUGUCUUCAUUGACGAUAUAUUGAUAUACUCGCGUAGCCUGGGGGAGCACGAGCAGCAUUUGAGAGUAGUGCUUCAGACAUUGCGAGAGCAGAAGCUAUAUGCUAAGUUCUCCAAGUGUGAGUUUGAUCCGGGGCAGGUACAUCUAGCUACCAGUCCGGCGCCGGUCCCUGAUUUGACCGAGAUUCCACGAUCUCACAAUUGCGAGCCUCGCUUUUGUGAUGAUUCACAUUUGCGAACAUGGUCUGGCCUGGGUGGACUUGCAUUUGCGAGAAAUAUGUUGGCAUUUGCGAACUUGACCGUGACCGCAAUUGCGAUCAAAGAGUCGCAUUUGCGACUCAGCAGCUCUCGAGCAGGCUUCGCAUUUGCGAAGCAAUAG